Diachasmimorpha longicaudata is the source of this 4249-nucleotide messenger RNA. RefSeq names its product Diacyl glycerol kinase (gene Dgk). The record is from RefSeq and is a predicted model, not a curated record. Lineage: Eukaryota; Metazoa; Arthropoda; Insecta; Hymenoptera; Braconidae. Bases 440 to 3145 code for a protein of 901 amino acids. Gene Ontology annotation, molecular function: calcium ion binding; ATP-dependent diacylglycerol kinase activity. The transcript has 15 exons. Gene Ontology annotation, cellular component: plasma membrane. Gene Ontology annotation, biological process: intracellular signal transduction; lipid phosphorylation; diacylglycerol metabolic process.
CGUCAGUUGGUUCCGCGUUCGGCGCGUGUGCGCAUCGCGAGUGCUCCUCCAAUAAUUCUGAUGCACUCAAAACCAUCGCUGUGUUCUCGUCCACGCUCGAUGUAUUGUCAAAGCACCAUCACCCCGAGAAAAUAACCAACAGCCUCUUCCCCGACACCGCCAAUCGUCGCCAAAAUCACCGAUUAAUGAUUGAACAAACGAAAAUUCCGUUCGCGAGGAUUAUUUCUACAAACUUCGUGAGCCGACACAUUUUUGUGAUGUUGAGAUAAGGGAUUUUAUCAUUAAACAAGAUUUACCUCUUCAUCUUGUUGACACAAGUGGAAAAGUAAGCGGGAAAGUCGUGCCCGGAGGGAUGGCGCCGCUAUGAUGUCAGAUGCAGCAAUCACGGUAAAUUGGGUUGGCUGCCCACGAGAUACCCGUAGAUAAUAACCCAUCAAGGAUGACCCUACAUUGGGACAAAUUGUCUCCAGCAGAAUUUCAGCAACUUCAGGAUUUAGCUGCGUACUCAACGCGAAAACUUGAGGAUGUACUCACCGAGUUUUGUGGCAGCAAUACAACACCGGGUGGCCUACCCAAGUAUCAUCCAGAUGGGGACAUUGAUUACGAGGGAUUUCGCAAGUUCCUGGACACAUACCUCGAGGUCGCCACACCCGACGAAUUAUCUCGCCACCUAUUUCUGUCAUUCCUCAAGAAGGGAUCGAAGAAUGCGGAUGGCAAGGCAUUCAAAGAAAUGGCGGCGUUAUCGUCCACGACAGCGUGCGCCGCCAUAACUUCACAUACGACGUCGAAUACAAAUGUUAACAGCACUGGUUUAGUGACUGCAACUAGUGAGAGCCAUGGAUCAUCCCUAGCUGAUAAAAUUCACGGACUUACCGAGAAAAUUCAGGCACUGGGCCAUCACAGGACAGACAGCGAGGCAUCGGCUCGCACGCGAACAGGAAGUGUACACCCGAUGCUGACUGUUGCACACACCUCGUACAGCUGUCACGACGUUCUCGAGAAGAAGAGCACAGACAGUAGUCCAAGUCACAGUCAAGUCUCCCGUAACUCAUCGAGAAAGUCCAAUAAUUCACUUCUGGUCAACAACGGAAAACUAGAAGAAAUGCGGCACAUCGUCAGAAAGCAGAGUACCAUCGACGUAUACUCAGUCAAAGUGAGCUUGAAAGACAUUGUCUGCUACCUCUCCCUCCUGGAAGCCGGUCGACCCGAGGACAAAUUGGAAUUUAUGUUUCGUCUCUACGACACUGACGGUAACGGAGUACUGGAUACAAAUGAAAUGGACUGUAUUGUUAACCAAAUGAUGAACGUAGCAGAGUAUCUCGGUUGGGACGUAUCAGAGUUAAAACCCAUACUCCAAGAUAUGAUGAUUGAGAUUGAUUACGAUGCUGAUGGCACUGUAUCCCUGGAAGAAUGGAAACGAGGUGGAUUAACGACUAUUCCUCUGCUGGUUCUACUCGGUCUUGAUUCUCACGUGAAGGAGGACGGAAAUCAUUUGUGGAGGCUAAAGCACUUUAGUAAACCGGCGUACUGUAAUCUCUGUUUAAAUAUGCUUGUUGGACUUGGCAAGAAGGGCCUCUGCUGUGUUUUCUGUAAGUACACGGUGCACGAAAGAUGUGUCCAGCGAGCCCCAGCUUCCUGCAUAGCGACAUACGUGAAGAGUAAAAAGACAUCCCAGACGAUGGUCCACCACUGGGUGGAGGGUAAUUGCCACGGGAAGUGCUCGAAAUGCAGAAAGACCAUCAAGAGCUACAACGGCAUCACCGGCCUCCACUGUCGUUGGUGUCAGUUGACCUUGCACAAUAGAUGUGUCUCCCAAGUAAAAGCUGAGUGCAAUCUCGGUGAACACGCUGUACACAUACUUCCACCCACAGCUAUUUGUCCAGUUGUCCUGGACAGACAGAGAUCGUUAUCGAGGGACAGUAAAAGAGGCAGUAAACAUGGCCAAGAUACGUCUUCCAUCGGUUCAGGUGCCUUCCUUAGUUCGAGUAACUCCUCGAAUCAGCAGCCAGCCAUGUCAUUCCAAAUAACUCCGGCCGCCGGCACAACCCCACUCUUGGUCUUUAUCAAUCCCAAGUCCGGGGGACGACAGGGUGAGAGGAUGUUGAGAAAGUUUCAGUAUAUACUGAACCCUCGACAAGUUCAUAAUCUCGCCAUUGGAGGACCCAUGCAAGCUUUACAGAUGUUUAAAGACGUUCCGAAUUUCAAGGUCAUCUGUUGUGGCGGCGAUGGGACAGUUGGAUGGGUGUUGGAAACAAUGGACCGAGUUCAAUUUGAGUAUCAGCCAGCAAUCGGGGUUAUCCCCCUGGGCACAGGAAACGAUUUAGCCAGAUGUUUGAGGUGGGGCGGUGGUUACGAGGGUGAGGCAAUUCACAAAGUCCUGAAGAAGAUAGAAAAAGCAACUCCAGUGAUGAUGGACCGAUGGCAGAUCGACGUGACCGACCAAAAGGAGGAGAAAAAACCAAAUCACGAUUCCAUCCCCUACAACAUAAUAAACAACUACUUCUCAGUGGGUGUCGAUGCAGCCAUUUGCGUUAAAUUUCAUCUGGAGCGUGAGAAAAAUCCUGAAAAGUUCAAUAGUCGUAUGAAGAACAAAUUGUGGUAUUUCGAGUACGCCACGACCGAGCAAUUUGCCGCGAGCUGUAAAAAUCUUCACGAGGAUCUUGAAAUUAUUUGCGAUGGUACACCCUUGGAUCUGGCUCACGGCCCUUCCCUGCAGGGUGUGGCACUCUUGAACAUUCCAUUUACUCACGGUGGCUCGAAUCUCUGGGGUGAGCAUCAUGCACGACAUCGCCUUGGGAAACGAAAGAAACGCCCUGACAAGGAGCUCAGCACCAGUAGUUUCAAUUCUGUUGAUCUCACUGUUGCUAUUCAGGAUAUUGGGGAUAACCUCAUUGAGGUGAUUGGAUUGGAGAAUUGUUUGCACAUGGGACAAGUCAAAACUGGACUGAGGGCCUCAGGGAGACGAUUGGCACAGUGCAGUAGUGUUACUAUUACUACUAACAAGCGAUUCCCUAUGCAGAUUGAUGGGGAACCCUGGAUGCAAGGACCAUGCACGAUACGUAUCACCCACAAAAAUCAAGUGCCAAUGCUGAUGGCACCGCCUCCAGACAAAAGUCGAGGAUUCUUCCGAUUUUUGCGCAGAUGAAAGAAAGAAAAAAUCGAUAUCAAGAGGGAAUUGCCUGAUCCCUAAGGGUAAUUGGUGCACGAAAGUGAAAAUAAUCACACAUUACGGCUUUCAUUUUUACAUUCGCAAAAUUUUCAAUAGUUGAUUGAUUAAUCGAUCGAAUAAACAAAGUAGGAGCCUGAAGAGUUAAUUAUCUUAUGAAUACAGUAUUUUACUUUUCAGUUAAGACCAAAAAGAAAUUAUUCGACUAGUCAUUUAUCAGCUUUACCUCUGCAACUGUACUUAUUGAUUAUUUAUUACUGUUUGCUAUUGAUAAAUUAUUUAGUUUUGUACAUAAUUUAUAAUGCAUUACGUAUGGAUUAUCCGCAUUCUAAAGUAUUCGUCUUGUUAUUUCUUCGUGGAGAAUUUGAGGAAGAUAUUACGCUGAAAUGGGGGGUGAAUUUAUAUUACUACAUGCAUAUCUGUUAGCGUGUAUGAGACAACACGAUGUUCAAUGUCAUUAUUUUAUAGAUUAUUAUCCAUUUUUGAACUUUUUGUCUUCCGUAAUGAUAUUUUUUGUGCCAAUAUAACAGCUUAACAACCGUUUUGGUUGGGCAAUGUCUGUGCUAGUUUAACUCAAUGUAGCCUCUAUGGAUUUAAACCACAAUGUUUUGUAUAAGAAUGAUCACUGUUUAGGAGGUACCACGGAAAAAGCAAAUGGAAAUAUCCCCUUCGAUCUCGUGAACAUUUAUCACAUCAAAAGAAAAAUCCUUUAGCCUUAUCCUGGUGUGGGGUUUAAAAUGAAAAAUUCAGCCUUUUUCCAUCCAUCUACAUGAGCCUAUGUUAUUUAUCUAUAAUCAUCACAACUGGGAAAUCAAUGAAUUUUGAGGGAUUUAGAAAAUGCCAUUUUUCCGUGAAAUCUCCGAUCCAAGGGCUUUGAGAUACAAAAAAAAUCAAGUUCUUCUCAACUAAAAGUAAAGGAAAAUCAAAAAAGCAUAGAUUGUUCAACUAAGCCAGUAUAAUUUAGGAGCAGGAUGAGAUAUUGAUGAACAUGUGGAACACCAAUAACGAAAGCGUGAAAGAUAACAAAAAUUGUAAUUACUCUCCGUCCGAUUGAUAACAAAAUAAAUGGGAAACAAAACAAGA